Messenger RNA from Strongylus vulgaris, 573 nucleotides. The record is from the annotation of a GenBank genome assembly. NCBI's taxonomy places the organism in Eukaryota, Metazoa, Nematoda, Chromadorea, Rhabditida, Strongylidae.
CUUCUUCCUCUAUUAGCUGAUCAACGAUGGCAGUUUAGACAUGGAGCUGCUAUUGCAAUAGCUAGGACUUUAUCUACCUCAUAUCAUCGAAUACCUCUUCCUCUGGUCGAUGCAUGCGCUUUACAAUUGCUCCAUGUUUUAAUACUUGAUCAGUUCAAUGAUUUCGUUUCCGGUCGCAAUGCUACUGCUCCUGUCCGAGAAACAUGUGCGCAAGCGCUAGGUCACUUUCUCCAUAAAACGGACUUAGUACGGCAAAAUACGGUUCUUGUCCAUCUUCGAAAUCUUUUAUCUAUGCAGGGCGAGCGGAAUUGGCAUUGUCGACAAAGUGCUUUGCUUGUAUUUAAAUAUUUCUUUGCUGUUGCUUCAUCCUCAGAAGCUUUCAAUGAUUGCUUUAAAUUGGUGGUCACUAGCUUAAAUGAUCCCGUUGAUGAUGUCGUGUCAUGCGCGGUCACGACGUUAUCAUCAUUACUAUCCAACCCAUCAGUGGACGAGAAACGCUCGCAUCUCAUUCAGCACGUGAUGUCAAAUGUUUGGCAGUUGUUAGACUUAGAAUCGAAGAAGGAGCAGGUUUGA